AUGAGAAAAGGUGAGGAUGUGGUGAUCAUUUUAGUCUAUGUGGAUGAUCUGCUUAUCACAGGAAGUAGUAAAGAGCUUGUGAGUAUUUCUAAGAGUAUACUGCAUGAUACGUUCAAAGUCAAGAACCUAGGGGAGCUUAAGUACUUCCUAGGCAUAGAAGUCCUAAGGUCACAACAGGGCAUUUUGUUGAAUCAAAGAAAGUAUGUGCUUGAAUUGAUUUCAGAAAUGGGACUCAGUGGAGCAAAGCCUUAUGCAACACUGUUGGAAACAAACCAAAAAUUGACUACAAUGGAAUAUGAUAAGGCAGUAGGUACAACAGAUGAUCUGCCAUUGCAGGAUAUUUGUGUUUAUCAAAGGUUGCUAGGUAAAUUGCUAUAUGUGACCAUCACCAGACCUGAUAUUAGCUAUACAGUGUAG
This is a messenger RNA of Nicotiana attenuata, 417 nucleotides long. RefSeq lists its product as uncharacterized. The transcript has a single exon. The record is from RefSeq and is a predicted model, not a curated record. Bases 1 to 417 code for a protein of 138 amino acids. Lineage: Eukaryota; Viridiplantae; Streptophyta; Magnoliopsida; Solanales; Solanaceae.